Messenger RNA from Cyprinus carpio (common carp), 4159 nucleotides. It is a transcript of the gene npy7r, whose product is annotated as neuropeptide Y receptor Y7. The record is from RefSeq and is a predicted model, not a curated record. Gene Ontology annotation, cellular component: membrane. Lineage: Eukaryota; Metazoa; Chordata; Actinopteri; Cypriniformes; Cyprinidae. Gene Ontology annotation, biological process: G protein-coupled receptor signaling pathway. Gene Ontology annotation, molecular function: neuropeptide Y receptor activity.
AUUUGAUUUGAUCAGUGUAUACAAGAGCGUCACAUUGCAUAGACAGAUCCCUCCACUAGAGCAGUUCCUCCCACAGCCUGCAUGCAUUCAUGCACCUAAAGUUCACUUGCCUACAGCUGGUGGUUUGCUUUGAAAAAGAAAUGUGCAUUUCUUUCCCCCCCAACAUGGAUAUACAUUUAGUACGCUAUGCCUCUGCGUUCUUUCCGAGGAUGAAGCUGAUCUUGAAGGGGACAAUAGCGUGAAGCUGUCGCGUGCAGCGGGGAUGCGCGAACUUUACCGCGCGUGCUGCGCAAUCAUCCCGGUUAUUAUAGGGGUGAUAUCUGACAUAAAAGGUUGAUGUUGUAUGUCCUUGGUUAAAAUGGGCCAGUCAGAUCUAGCCAAUGGAACAGAGGACACGGUCAAUGAUGGAAGUCAAGAGACCAGCCUGGGAAACGACAGCAUGAACACUUACAAACCAGCGUUUGUGGAUGACAUCACCAAGCACCUGAGUGUCCAAAUAUCUCUCAUCUUUGCAUAUUCACUCAUAAUCCUGCUAGGACUUGUGGGUAACAUCCUGGUGAUUUACAUGAUCAUUCUGUACAGAAACAUGCGCACGGUCACCAACUACUUCAUUGCAAACCUGGCCUUGGCUGACCUGAUGAUGGACACAGUAUGUUUGCCUUUCACGCUGAUUUACACGUUGAUGGACGAAUGGAAAUUUGGAGCAGUUAUGUGUCAUAUGGUGCCCUAUGGCCAAGCUCUCAGCGUCCACGUGUCCAUUCUCACCCUAACGGUCAUUGCUCUAGAGCGCUACAGGUGUAUCGUCUUCCACCUUGGCCAGCGCCUCAAUAAGUGCACCAGCUUCAUCAUCAUCGGCCUGACCUGGGCGUUCGCCGCCAUACUGGCCGGCCCGCUGGCUAUUUUCCGAGAGUAUCGCUAUGAGGAAAUCCCAUACAUUGACUUGCGGAUCGCGGUUUGCUCCGAGAAAUGGCCCAACGGCACCAAUCGGGACGCCGUCAUCUACAGUUUAUCAAUGCUUCUCCUGCAGUAUGUGGUCCCUCUGGCGAUCAUCAGCUAUGCUUACGUGUGCAUCUGGAUCAAACUGAAGAACCACAUCAGCCCUUCCAACCGCAGCGAUGGCAUCGGCCGCCGGAAGAAGACCACGAAGAUGCUGGCGCUGGUGGUCGUGGUCUUCGCUGUUUGCUGGCUUCCCUUCCACAUGUUUCAGCUGGCUAGCGAUCUUGACUUGAUUCUCAAGUUCAAAGAAUACAAACUCAUUUACACCUUGUUUCACAUCGUGGCGAUGUGCUCGACUUUUGUCAACCCAUUGCUCUACGGCUGGAUGAACCAAAAUUACAGGAAUGGCUUUCUCAUGUUCUUCCGCUGUGAACACAAGCCAGACACCAUCUACCCUGAUGGGUCCUUCAGGACUCGAUCUUUGAGGGGGAUGAUUGUGAAUGGAUACAAUGAUGGUCAGCCCACAACUGCUGUCUAAAUAUGAAGACAUGGUCUUCCUCUGUCUAGAGGAGCCUGUCUAAUGCACAGUAUAUACAGUAGGGUACAAUGGAGCUAAAGGCGUACUUGGGUAAAAUAAUAAGAUAAUAAUUGGGGUAAGAUGAUAAAUAGAUGACUGACUUUUCCCUUUGAUGACAUGAAGUGGUUGGGUAAUCGCCAUAUUUAUAAUUAAACCAUGACAUAAUAAAAUAUAAUAUUCACUGUUACCGCUGAAAACCAUAUUAAAUUAUUAUGAGGAUCUCGUCUUUCCCAUUUUAAAAUAUUUUAAACUGAACAUAUUAAACUAGCAUUAUAUUUGUUAAACAAAAAUACAUUUUAAUUGUCAAAACAAACAGAAAAUAGUGCAAGCUUAGCUGAAGUGAUUGUUUUAAACAAAUUGUAACAUUUGAAAUGCAAAAUAUAUUACUUCAGUUAAAGUAUUUGUUUCAUUACUGGUUGCUUUUGCCCCAUGCUGGAGAGACUUUUACCCCAAGUGUGGAGAAAAAAAAAACUUUAUUAUUUUUUAUUAUUUAUUAAAAAUUAUUUAACAAAUUUAAAUAUUGUUUUGUUUUAAACAAAACAAACCUCUUUCAUGAUUUAUUUUCCCAUAAAAUGUAUUGCUCCAUAAAUGAUGAAUUAUCAUACAUUAUGGGAGUAGCGAAAAGCAGAUUUUCCUUAUGGUGUGCCUUUAGCCCUGUGGACCUGGUGGUGUCCAUUUAUCAUCAGCCUUGUGCAAAACUCUUAUUGAUAAUGUCAGGAGACAGCCAGGAAGCUGCUGAUAGGCUUUUCAGCUCUGGAAACAUUUUAGAGCCAAUCAUCUAAGCUGUAAACGGCACGUGACUGAUCACUCCUAGGAUCUGGAGAAAGCUAUUCAUUAGCUUUCCCAUAUAUCUUUAUGGCAUUUGCAUGGCUGGUGCAAGACCUACUGGAAGUACAUGAUUUAAAAUCUGCCAUCGUUGCUCAUGGGGCCACAGAACUUUUUGAGUCAAUUACCUGAGCCAUAAAUAUCAUGUGACUCAAGUCAAGUCACCUUUGUUUAUAUAGUGCAUUAGACGAUACAGAGUGUGUCAAAGCUACUUUACAGUAUUAUAACAGGAAAACAGUUUUCCAGUUUAAGACAGUUCAUCUUUCAUUCAGUGAUGUCAUCGUCCAGUUCAGUUCAGUUCAGAUCACUCAGGGGCCAUAUGAAAUGGUCUCAUGACAACUCUGAUUGGCAAAGUGCGCACACAAUUACAUACCCUUCACUAGUGACUAUUUUGAGCUGUUACAUAAAGUCCAUUUCAUGCUUUAAGAGCCCUUCAAAAAUGAAUCUUGCACUGGUGAAAUAUUGGUGAAAUAUGUUGUUUUUUAUGUCGUCAGGGUACACAGCAAAUGUGAAAUUGCCAUUGCUUUGUAGAAAUCUGGUGCCAGAGUUAAUUGGCCCAAUGUUGAUCAUGGUUAAAAAUAUGUUCAUAUAUUGCAUUGUGGGAUACAAUAUCCACAUAGUGUGCUCUGUUGUAUUUUGCACAUUUUGGCAGAUGUAGUUCUGGGUGUUAAUUUACAAGCAUACAGGAAAUUUGCAUAAUAUGCAUAUGCAUAGGGUGCAUCUCAAUCAGCUCUAUAGCUCCCGAGCUCGUAAAUCAGUAUAUCGUGCACUUGAAUCUGAGCACUGGUAAGGACCCUGGCUCACUGCACAUUGGGACAGCGAUACACAAUUUCCAUUUCUAACGACAUGACUACGUACAAUGUCACCAUACACGUAUGUAAAAUGUGUCAACGCUGGAAUUAAUGAACAACUGGCAGGACCCAUAUCAUUUUGAUAUUAUUUUUUUAUGUAUUUUAUAUAUAUAUGACCUUAAAACAUUUCAGCUGAAUAUAAAUUAUAAAUGUUAACUAUAUGUUCACUACAAGUCUAGUGAUAUGUGUUUACGCUGAAAUAGACAAAAAAAAAGGUUUGUCUGUUCAAAUCUUAUAUUGAGUGUCAUUAUAUUUAAUGAGUUACUUGUGCAUUUUAUGUUUUGUGCUUCAGAAAUGUCACAUCAUUUCCAGUAAGGGAGCAUAGUGAGCAUGAUGCUCCCUGGUGUUUGUGAUAAAUUUUCAAGAUGCAAAAUUUCACGUGCACUAGAAGGAUUUCGCGAGUGAGACAGCCCUGACCAGUGCUCAGACUAUUGAACUAUAGGGAGCUGAUUGAGACACACCAAUACUAUACAUUACAUAAAUGGCAAGACUAGCAUAACCGCAUUUCGAACAUAACCUACUAUGUUUUUGUACACUCCAAGCAUUGAUAUGCGAUCAAUGAAUUGUCCAUCUCAACAUUUAACUAAUGAAUGUCUUUGUUAUUUAGUUAUAUUAAAAGUUUUGUUGUGAGUUUAAAUAAUCAAGUAAAUUGUAUGACUUCUGAUGAUGAAAUCUAUUUUGUGAUUUGUCAAAGAUGGAAAUGUCUUGCACGUGUGUUUUUGUGUAAAUUUGCAUAAGGCUGACACAUCAAGUAAAUAAAUUGCUUUAUGCUACUCAUUGUAUUUAUAUGAUGUGAAGGUUAUAAUGUACUUUGUAUGCAAAUAAUUAAUGUAAUCUAUGGAAUCAUGUUCCUGUAUAUUUUAUUGGCAUAUUUAAUAUCUAUGCUGUGGUGGCAGUGAGAUGAAAUAAAAAAUUGUCUUUGAACUUAUUUUCUAAAAUGCAGUGGAGGAUUUGAGUGAAAGGAAAAUAA